AUGCCACAGCAAACCCACACCAGCAAUGGAGGGGACAACGUGGGCUCGUUUGCUGAUGGCCUGGCUAUUCACCCAGCAGCACUCGAAUCUCUCGAGUUCGAACGCAUGCGUUGCCUUGCCUUCCACGAUAAACCCUCUCUCUCCGUCGUGCCGCUGGCGCUGCGCUCGUCAGUCGCACGCCAAUGGUCUCACGUCGCGAUGGCGCCGUCUCUGUCUGCCGGCGGAGUGGGUCUGUCCGCAGCGCGACCAUCCACAAGCGGGUUAUCAGCCGGCUUUAAUCAGCGGAGACUAACAUUCUUCCCUGAUUCAGAGCUUGUGGGAGAGGCGCUUGCGCCGGUUAAUGUGGCGUUCGAAGCGCCAGCAGCGGUUUCCACGUCCUCCGCUUUCUGCCAGUCGGCGCAGCCCGCCGUGCGCCAGCGCAGGGGGAGGCGCGGCAUGUCAGCAGUAGCGGCGCAGGCUGUGCGCGGCGAAGGCGUUGUGGGCCUCACCGUCCCGGGUAGCGCCGUCCUGCCCUCGGUGAUUCUCUCCUUCGACCCCUCCUCGCCGCCGCUCUCCCUCCCCACCGACCUGCUCCUCCUCGCUGUCUUCGACUCCGCCCUCUCCCGCGAUGACACGUCAGCAGCCAACUUCACCGGUUUCGCUGCCGACGCACCAGGCGGUGCUGAGCUGGCAUCUAUCGACGCCACGCUGUCAGGCGCCCUCGCUGAGCUGGCAUUUGACCUGGAUUUUAGAGCGAAACCGGGGCAGGUUUCGCAAAUCCUUCGCGUCCCCGGGCAGCCGUUCAAACGAAUUGCGCUGAUGGGGCUGGGAAAGCCGGAUACGCUUUUGAAUGGGGAGGCUGGUGCGUGGCAGAGUGUUUGCUUCGCUAUAGCGAGUGCCGCUAAAACGAAUCUGGCCAGCAAUGUGACCCUCGCGAUUGUAGGCAAGCCAGAGCCGGCGGAGGGUGAGGAGAUUGAAGACUUAAUCGCGGUUCGGGGAAUAGUAACGGGCGCCUUAGUCGGCAGCUUCGAGGACGUGCGGUUCAAAUCAGAGACGAAGGCGAAGGCAAAGGCUGCGAGCGGUUUGAAGGAGUUGCAAGUGGUGGGGCUGGGUGACGCGGAGUCAGUGCUGCAGAAUGUGUUUGAGGCGGAGAGCCUGGCGGCCGGAAUCAUCCUCACCAGGGAGCUCGUCAACGCGCCGCCCAAUGUGCUCACGCCAGCUGCGCUUGCUGACGUGGCGGUGACUCUGGCUGCCAGUCACGUGGACGUGCUGAGUGUGCGUGUGCUGGAGAGGGAGGAGUGCGCGGCGCUGGGCAUGGGCGCUUACAUGGCAGUGGCGGAGGCAUCAGCGGCGCACAACCCGCCCAAGUUCAUUCAUCCUGGCGGGUACAACCUCAAGGCGGGGCCGGGGUCAACGAUUCACCUGAUGAAGUUUGACAUGGGUGGCGCUGCUGCUGUGCUAGGUGCUGCCAAGGGCAUCGCUGCCAUCCAGUUGCCCGGGGUCGAGGUGCAUUUCAUCAUAGCAGCGUGUGAGAACAUGAUCAGUGAAGUCGGCAUGAAGCUGGGCGACAUCAUCACUGCCUCUAAUGGCAAAACCAUUGAGGUGAACAACACGGACGCGGAGGGGCGGCUGACACUAGCGGAUGCGCUGCUGUACGCGCAGCAUCAGGGCGCCCAGAAGAUCGUGGAUGUCGCCACUCUCACUGGCACAUGCGCCGUCGCCCUCGGGACUGACAUUGCUGGUCUCUUCACCCCGAGCGAUCUGAUGGCAGCGCAGCUGGAGUCUUCCUCCAAGAAGAGUGGCGAGAAGGUGUGGCGCAUGCCCAUGGAGGAGGCGUACUGGGAGGGCAUGCACAGCAAGCAUGCUGACAUGCUCAACACGGGCCCCCGACAGGGAGGCUCCAUCACUGCAGCGCUCUUCCUCAAGCAGAAUUACUCCUUGGUGGUCCGUGUGUGUUGCAGUAGCUCCUCUCCUCCUCCCGUCUCUCUCUCACCUACCCAUGAAUCACCAGAAUCUGUGUGGAUUGCAGCAAGGGGUGAAUUCUCUUUCUCUCUCUUCUCCUGCCGCUUUGUUCCCUGCCACCGUUCCCGGGGAGGGCACCAGUUUGUGGCGAAGGGGCUGCCAUGGGCGCUCUUGGAUAUUGCAGGGCCGGUGUGCAGUGAGAAGGUGGGCGGAGGCACAGGCUAUGGUGCGAGCCUGCUGUACCACUGGGUGGCAUUGCACUCCAUCUUCACAUCUCACUUGGACUAG
Messenger RNA from Closterium sp. Yama58-4, 2229 nucleotides. The record is from the annotation of a GenBank genome assembly. NCBI's taxonomy places the organism in Eukaryota, Viridiplantae, Streptophyta, Zygnematophyceae, Desmidiales, Closteriaceae.